Molecule: messenger RNA, 1764 nt
Organism: Tachyglossus aculeatus (Australian echidna)
Lineage: Eukaryota; Metazoa; Chordata; Mammalia; Monotremata; Tachyglossidae
Product: keratin, type I cytoskeletal 13-like
Exons: 8
Coding region: 1-1602 (533 amino acids)
Cellular component (GO): keratin filament
Molecular function (GO): structural molecule activity
Source: RefSeq, a predicted model, not a curated record
AUGAGCAGCAGGCAGAGCGUGUCCUACUCUUCUAAGAGCCGGAGUGGGGGUAGUGGUGGCGGAGGGGGCCGUGGGCUCUCUUCGUCCUCCUCUGCCUUGUUUGGGUCCAGUGGUGGGGGCCGGUUCUGUUCGUCUGGCAGCAGCUACGGCGGUGGGAGUUUUGGUGGCGGAGCCUGUGGCCUGGGUGGGGGCAGCUUUGGGAGUAGCUUUGGUGGGGGCAGCAUGUAUGGGGGGAGCAGUAGUUGCGGCGGCUUCGGCGGUGGCUACAGUGGUGGCUACGGAGGCAGCUUCGGUGGUGGAGCCGGUGGGGGCUUCGGAGGAGGCUUUGGAGGAGGCUUCGGAGGAGGUGCUGGUGGAGGUUUUGGAGGUGGCUUUGGCGGUGGCUUUGGUGGGGAGGAUGGCGGGCUCCUGUUCGGCAAUGAGAAGGUGACCAUGCAGGGUCUGAACGACCGGCUGGCCUCCUACCUGGACAAGGUGCGUGCCCUGGAGGAGGCCAAUGCUGACCUGGAGCAGAAGAUCCGUGAAUGGUACCAGAAGCAGAGCCCCAGCAGCCCUGAGCGUGAUUACUCUCAUUACUACAAGACCAUCGAUGACCUGAGGAACCAGAUUAUCACCACAACAGUGGAGAACAACAAGAUCAUCCUGGACAUUGACAGCACUCGCAUGACGGCCGAUGACUUCAGGAUGAAGUAUGAAAUGGAGCUGAACCUGCGCCAGAGCGUGGAGGCCGAUGUCAACGGGCUGCACCGGGUCCUGGAUGAACUGACCCUGGCUCGGUCUGACCUGGAGAUGCAGUUGGAGUUGCUGCAGGAGGAACUGGUGGCUCUCAAGAAGAACCAUGAGGAGGAGAUGAAACAGCUGACAGGGCAGCGGAGUGGCGAGGUCAGCGUGGAGAUGAAUGCUGCUCCCAGCAUUGACCUCGCCAAGGCCCUGAAUGACAUGCGCCAGAGCUACGAGACACUGAUCGAGAAGAACCACAAAGAGAUUGAGGACCAGUAUGAGGCCCAGAUGAACCAGUUGCACCAGCAGGUCACCUCCCACAGCCAAGAGAUCCAGACGACCAGCAGCCAAGUGACUGAGCUCCACCGGACCCUUCAGGGGCUACAGAUUGAGCUCCAGUCCCAACUCAGCACUAAAGCUUCUCUGGAGCAGAGCUUGGAGGAAACCAAGGGUCUCUACUACGCGCAGCUGGCCCAGACACAGGAGCAGAUCAGGUCCAUAGAGGCCCAAUUGGGCGAGAUCCGUGAUGAGAUCGAGUGCCAGAGCCAGCAGUACAAUUUGCUGCUGGAUAUCAAGACCCGAUUGGAGCAGGAGAUAGCCACCUACCGCAGCUUGCUGGAGGGUGGCCAGCAGGACAUUGGCAAUAUCUCAGGAGGAUCUGGGAGAGGAGGCGGUGGAGGCGUGUUCGUAGGUGGAGGUGGAAGCGGAGGCGUAAGUGGAGGUAGCUUCGGGGGUGGAAGCGGAAGCGGAACUGCUGGCGGAGGAAGUGGCGGCAGCAGCGGCUUCGGGGGUGGGAAGUCGUCGCAGGUGCAGGGAACGGUGAACGCCUCUCAACAUUCAGCCCAGCAUGAGGACCAACAUGGGAGCCAGAAGAGAUACUAGGAGAUGAAUGGCAACACCCCAACUGGCCUGCCCAUGCAGCCUGAGCAUUAGUCCUUCCUGGCAUGCUCACCAUAGCUGAGCUUGGUUCAGGAUGGUGGGAGCAGCACACCUUUGCCCUCUUCCCUCCCUGCCUUAGCUUUGCAAGGGCAGCCUGGCCCGAGG